GACAUUUUUAGGGUUGACAUAACCUAAAAAAAAUUGACAUUUGUUAACCUACAAAAAAAUGGUUAAAAUAAGUCUUCAAAUUAAAGCAAAUCUAGAAAACCUCGACGAGCUCUUCACAAACCAUCCCGAUUACAAUUUCCUUUUAAAACUAAAAUGUUUAAAUUGUGGUGAAAUCUCCGAUAAAUGGCAUGAUGUUCAAGAAUCCCAAAGAUUCCCCACAAAAACGGGAAAAUCAGAUACUCACUUUUUAGCACGAUGCAAGCUUUGUGGAAGAGAGAAUAGUUUGGAUAUAAUUGAAGGAAGUAAUGGGAAAUACACAGGAGAUGAUGUAGGAAAGUUCAAAACAUUGGUAACUUUUGAUUGCCGUGGCAUAGAACCCAUUGAUUUUCAACCAAGUGAUGGUUGGAUUGCCAAAGUUGAGGAAAGCAACAAAACGUUUAAUGAUGUUGAUUUAUCCGAAAAAGAAUGGGUUGAAUAUGAUGAUAAAUUAAAACAAUCUGUUGGGAUUUACGAAUUAGAAUCAAAAUUUGUUAAGGUGAAAUAAAUUAAAAUAAUUUUAUGUA
Onthophagus taurus is the source of this 563-nucleotide messenger RNA. Its product is annotated as UPF0587 protein GA18326. Lineage: Eukaryota; Metazoa; Arthropoda; Insecta; Coleoptera; Scarabaeidae. Gene Ontology annotation, molecular function: zinc ion binding. The record is from RefSeq and is a predicted model, not a curated record.